Gossypium raimondii (Peruvian cotton) is the source of this 387-nucleotide messenger RNA. RefSeq lists its product as uncharacterized. The record is from RefSeq and is a predicted model, not a curated record. Bases 1 to 387 code for a protein of 128 amino acids. The transcript has 3 exons. Lineage: Eukaryota; Viridiplantae; Streptophyta; Magnoliopsida; Malvales; Malvaceae.
AUGACCUUAAGCAGAGAAUCUAAGCCUAGCGAAAACCCCACGAUCACCAACGUGUUGUUCGACGUUGCAAACAACAGCUCCUUCGGGGAUAGAUCUAAGAGGCAACACAUUUCCGACCAUAAGGGUGGCCUUCUUACCACACUACACGAACUGUCCGGAGUACAUACCCUCAGCGGCGACGAACAGUUCCUUCUGCUUCUUGUAACGGAAUGGGUGACGGAACACGACGCGAGCUUAGGGCGCACCGCGGCCUGGGUCGUGGAUAACAUCGGUGACGACGCCUUUGAGGUAGUCGUUUCGUUCACCGAAGUCGAGGCUGCGAAAAUGGGCGGGACCAACGGAGAUGCAGAGGGCUGUCUAUUUGAAGAAAUUGGCGGCAAAAAAUAA